This is a messenger RNA of Bactrocera oleae (olive fruit fly), 805 nucleotides long. Its product is annotated as protein FMC1 homolog. Gene Ontology annotation, cellular component: mitochondrion. The record is from RefSeq and is a predicted model, not a curated record. NCBI's taxonomy places the organism in Eukaryota, Metazoa, Arthropoda, Insecta, Diptera, Tephritidae.
GGACGAAGACGCUAUACUCGAAUUAAGUAUUGAUAAGGACGAGAGUGAUGUGAAGAUGGAAGAAACCGUAACAGUUCCCUAGCAUUUAGAUUACCUCGUUAUUGAUUCCGAUUAAAAAUACUACAUAAACAAAAAAUUUAAAUAAUUUACAUACAUAUAUUUUUAAUAUACUGAAAUAAACAAACAAUUUACGACAAAUAUCUUGCAUAAAUUUACUAUAGUACGACUAGCGAGUAAAUACAAAAUUACAACGAAUGGGCGGCAACUAGUUUGAUCUGUCAAUAACAGCUGGUAAACGGCCGUAAGAAAAUUCAGUCAAAGUUGUUUUGUAAUUCAGUAUGGCUGUAACAAAGACUUUGCGCUCAUUAUUGCAAGAGCUACGUUUGGCUUCACCUAACGGUUGCAUCAAAAACUCGCUGGCCGCACGAUAUAUCCUGGCACAAUACAAGAAAUACUCUACCACAGACUUGCAAUUGUGUAAGGCGCGAGAUGAGGCGUUAUUCCUGGGUCAAACUUAUUUAACAUACUUAUCCAGCUUGCGAAAAUACAAUGAAUUGUACAAAGAGUACCAUGGUCGUGGUGAACGCAGCGUCAAAGAAACUGCGGAUUUGGUUGGCUUCAAAUUGCCAACGGAUCCUAAAUAAAAAUUGAUAUGUAAUGAUGAAUGUUAGCUCUAUUUGGUUUCUUGAUAUGAACGAUCUUUUUCAGUGAAUGAAAAUAAUAUAGUAUUGUAAUAUUGAUAAGAAUGUGAUUUUUUGAUGGAUUCAAUAAUACAAAGCAAUGUAGCUGACUACUGUAAAAGCAA